Molecule: messenger RNA, 99 nt
Organism: Saccharomyces cerevisiae S288C
Lineage: Eukaryota; Fungi; Ascomycota; Saccharomycetes; Saccharomycetales; Saccharomycetaceae
Gene: YJL077W-B
Exons: 1
Coding region: 1-99 (32 amino acids)
Source: RefSeq, marked reviewed
AUGCCGAUAUUGGUUUGGCAACUACCGAAAAGCAAGAAGCUAAAAACUUUGAAGUAUAGAAUAUGUUUUAGAGAAUUCUUCGACCGAGUUGAAACAUGA